ACAGGAGGCAAUGAAGCGAGGCGUCAGGGGAGGCUGGGAGCAAUGGUCAUGGCCACUGACAGCUACUUAACGUCGGGCCCUUGUCCGUCCUGGUACGACAGUUUCUCCCCAUCUCCAUCACAAUCAGUCCUAUCAAUCCGCACUUGCUCCAGCCCCUUCGUAUUCCAUAGCGCCCUACAUUCGCAACUGAAUUCGGCAUGCUUGCAAACGCGUUCGCUACUGUCCUUGCCGCUUCGGCCCUGCUCACUUCCGCCGCCCCCGUCUCAAGGGACGUCCUCGAGGCAAAGGACGUGGGCGUCUUGACCUGUACCACCUUUUUCACUGGCCCUCUUCAGUACAACGUUGGUGGAGACUACGGCUACCUCUCCUUCACCGGCCCCAAGAACGAGGAUGGCUUGCCCAUCCUACACAGCACGCGUGCCAAUGGGGACAAGGUUCCUGCUCACGACUUCACCAUGAAGAACUGCACCUCCAACAAAGCCAAGUCCUUUACUGGCUCCAUUCAAGGCGGCGAGGUGGCUCGGGGUCACAUUGAGCUGACCUCUUCCCCUGGAAAGUGCAUUACGCGCAGUACGAUUCCGGGAAAGAAGCACUCCGAAUUUGUACUCGACGACUGCUCAUACAGCGAUGACUCCAGUCAGCUCUUCCAGAGCUUCGCCCUUGGCCCAAAGGGAUACGGCGAGUACCUCGGACAUGAAGACAGUAACAGUCCUUACUGGCAGGUCAGCCUUAGCUCGCAAAAGUACAAGGAUGUCUUGGCCAAGAUCGUCGACACGAACAACAUCAUCAACAACCUCAACUUCUACUUCCCCACGUAUGUGCCUGGUAGUAAGGUCAAAACAAGGGAUGUAGAAGCAAGUGAGGUCGAAGCAAGGGAGGUCGACUCAGAGGACGUUGAAGCAAGAGACGUAGAGGAAAGAGACGUUGGCGUCUUGACUUGCACUACGCACUUCGCUGGCUACCUCCAAUACAACCUCAACGGACUGUAUGCGAACAUCUCCUUUACUGGCCCCAAGACAGAGGAUGGUCUGCCUAUCCUGCACACCGCCCGCGCCAAUGGCGAUGAGGUGCCCGGUCACGACUUCACCUUCAAGACCUGCGUGUCCAACAAGGCUCAAUCCUUCAUGGGCCCCGCCCCUGCGGGCUCGAGCGGUCCAGGCCACUUUGAACUAUCAUCUACUCCUGGAAAGUGCAUCACUCGUCAUGCAAUGGAGGGAAAGAAGCACUCCAACUUCGUUCUUGAAGACUGCUCCUACAGUGAUGACUCGAGUCAACUUCUGCAGAGCUUCGCUCUCAGCGCCAAGGGUUACGCGGAAUUCCUUGGAUACCGUUCUGGUGAAAAGCAAGACUGGAGGCUCACUGUCAGCUCGCAGGAGUACAAGGACAUCCUGGCCGAGCAUGUCGUCACCAACAACAUCGUCGGUAACAUCGACUUGUACUUCCCCGACUAUUACACUCCCAGUGGUACAAAGGGAAAGAGGGAUUUGGAAGCAUGAGAGGCUCUCGUAGAAUAAAGAGACGCCUUCAAUGGCUCUACCUGAAAGCUCGGAGCGAUCUCGCCCGAGCCCAUGGGCUGUAGAGCCAUCCACCUCCUCUCCUCGGACUGCUUCUGCAACCGCUUGGAUCGAGUCGAGUCGUACGCCCAUCGCUCCUUCGCCCCUUUUGUGCUUCCUAUUGUCCC
Messenger RNA from Microstroma glucosiphilum, 1681 nucleotides. RefSeq lists its product as hypothetical. The transcript has 3 exons. The record is from RefSeq and is a predicted model, not a curated record. The coding region runs from base 198 to 1496 and encodes 432 amino acids. NCBI's taxonomy places the organism in Eukaryota, Fungi, Basidiomycota, Exobasidiomycetes, Microstromatales, Microstromataceae.